Nicotiana attenuata is the source of this 1618-nucleotide messenger RNA. Its product is annotated as tetratricopeptide repeat protein 5-like. The record is from RefSeq and is a predicted model, not a curated record. The coding region runs from base 82 to 1422 and encodes 446 amino acids. The transcript is spliced from 13 exons. Gene Ontology annotation, molecular function: protein binding. NCBI's taxonomy places the organism in Eukaryota, Viridiplantae, Streptophyta, Magnoliopsida, Solanales, Solanaceae.
CCAGUUGCAGACUUCAAUACUCUUCACGCUUUCACAUACAUUUCAACUGUUUUUCACUUCGUUUUUUCUUUAUCGGAGAAAAUGAGCAGUUCUGCCGGAGGAGCUAGCGGAGGAGACGCCGGAGGAGACGCCGGAGAAGAGAAUGUGUUUUCACAGGUGACUGAAUUCGCUAAAGUAAUUGAUGAUUUUCGCAAUCACUAUUUCCUCCCAAGUCGUCAGGGAAAAAUUGCUGUCCUGAAAGAACAAGCUGAUCGUGCUAUCCAAUUACUCGACGCUAUUCCUAAAGAGAAGAGGCAAUCGAAGGAGGAUCACGCGAUGUAUUUGUACUUGAGAGGGAAGUUUCUGGAUGUGUCUCCUGGUUAUAAUAAGGAAGCAGAGCAAAGUUUAACAGAAGCUCUUCAGUUGAAUCGUUAUAUGGUGGAUGCGUGGAUAUGCUUAGGAACUUGUGUUUGGAAACGAGGAGAUCUUGAUAAAGCUAAAAGUUGUUUUAAAUUAGGCCUUGAACAGGAUCCGAAAAAUUUGGAGCUAUUACGUCAAUUAGCAGUGCUCGAAAGAAGACAGUGCACUGGUGAAAUAGAGGUUGAAGAUCCAGAAGAAAUCAUUGCUGAAAGUAUUAAGCAUGCCAAGGAAGCAAUUGCUCUGGAUAUCCGGGAUGGAAUAUCAUGGUAUGCCCUAGGAAAUGCAUGUCUCACCGCCUAUUUUCUGACUGGAGCUUGGGAUCAUGAUAUGCUUUAUCAGUCAUUAAAAGCAUACAAGAAUGCUGCGAAAGACCAAAAGAUGAUGCGCAGUGCUGAAUUGUGUUUCAACUGCUCGAUGACGUACAAGUUUCUGGAGAACUAUUGGAUGGCCCUAUCUGGAUUUGAAAGUGCUGGAUUGUUGGAUCCUAGUAUUAAAGCUAUAGAGCAAGCGUCAAAUCUGUGCGAUGUUCUUGAUGAUGUAGACUCUUUGCUUAAGAAACUAAAUGAUGCUAAGCAGCUUUCUUCUCCAACAUCAUCAUCUCUUCCUACUGUUGAUUCGCUAGCAUCAUCCCUUGCUUCUGUUGAAUUGGAUCCUUCUUAUGAGAGAGCUACUGUCGAUCGCCUAACUGAAGGUCUUAAUGAAGGAAAAGCAGUCACAGGAAAAGUUCUGUUUUCAGUUAAGAAUCCCAGCAAAAGACCAAUAUACUAUGUCGUCUGUGAUUCUGACCGCACAUGUUUUGUAAUUACUGUUUACGGAAUACGUGGCACUGCAAUCAAAGAAGAAGAUCAGAUCACACUUUUGGAUCCUUUCUACCAUUCCUUUGAUUUUGAAUGGAAAUUAAAGCGAUAUCAGUUCAAAUCAGUGCGAGUGGAUUUUCUGCGACAACUUCGUGUUAACGGUGCAAUUGUCUCGCCUCAACAUGUUAUUCAUCGGUCAAUGUACGCCGAUCUCAUGAAAGGAUAAGGAGUCUGUGUUCUUUUCUACUUGUCAGUAAGAUACCUUGAAUAAUACUCUGGUGAUUAGUUCAACUGUGACGGAUUUCAUGUAAAUAGCAGUAAAGGAAACAAAACUGAUCAAGAUUUUGAAUGCUCCUAUAACUUCCCACCAGUAAAGCAAUAUGCAUUCUACAGCUGUGGAAUCAUCAUCUUUCUCAUCUUCA